CGUCGCCAUGAAAGCAGUUCGAAAACUAACUGUUCUAUCGGCUCUGAUCAGCUUGUAUUUUCUGGUCUCCGUGUUCUCUUCGGGUUCCAGGGAAGCCUCCAAGCUUCUAGAGACGGAGGCAAGGAUAAAGGGGCCUCUGCCUUAUGACGACCCUGAUCUCCUACGCUUCGUAAGGCAAGAUCUUCUGUACCCGCCUUCCGACUUGCCUUACAACCUCGUCCAGGAUCAUGCUAAAGACCAUAUGGAAGCUAAGAAAUAUUCAGGUUUCGUGGGAGAGUUUGGCUACAUGUUCUACGCUCGGGUGCUGCGAAAGAUUUUUGAAGGAACGCGGGAGGGUUUCUUCGUGGAAGCUGGCGCCCUCGAUGGGGAAUUUCUCUCCAACACCCUACCACUGGAGAGGAAUUUGGGCUGGACUGGACUGUUAGUAGAGAGUAAUGGCGAUACCUUCAAAGAACUGCUAACAAAGCGAAGGAAAGCGUGGGCGAGCCACUCCUGUCUCGCCGCACACGAGUAUCCACACAGAGACGUUUUGGUAAAAUUUCGGCGUGAACACACAUCGAUAGACACAUACGAGGACAGGUCUGCCAGCGCCCAUUCUAUGAUGAUGAGUCAAGACAGAGGAGCAGCCAUGGAUAACUCAGUUCCAGGACACCGCGAGUACGAGGCGGUCCAGUGCGUUCCCCUCGCGACGUUAUUGUUGGCCAUCGGCAUCACACAUGUAGACUUGGUCUCUCUCGAUAUAGAGGGCGCUGAAAUGGGCGUCCUGAGACAUUUCCCAUGGGAUCGCAUAACCGUGGAUGUGUGGCUGGUGGAACAUGCAACUGAAAAAGAUGGGUUCAAGAAAGAAGGCGAGAACAAGUACGAUUCCAAGUUUAUUAAGAUGUUUAGCGACCGUGGGUACGAGUUAUAUAGUGCCAACGACGAUGCAACCAUAAAUUAUGUGUUUGUGUUGAGAAGUGCCCAAGUCUACAGAAGGCUUAAAGAAACUGAAUGAUACUCUCUUUCUUAUACACAAACAUUCUUAAUCCAGUCAUAUACACAUGCACACUGCAUUUUAAUAAAUACAGUAUUUAUGAUUAUUGUUUCUUCUAUGACCAAUUCCUUCCCUUUAGUCAUUUCUAUGACUAUCAGUCUUAUUAAUCAAAUGUUCUUUCCUCAGGAAUAACAUCCAAGUGUUUAACGACAAUGUUAUGUGAAGUUGCUGCACGAAAAUUUUCAUCAAGGAACUAUUUAUUUUUACAUGUAGCGUGAAGCAAGUACCCUGAAUAAUCUAUUAUACCAAAUACCUUCUCUAUGAGGUAUAUUAUAAUAAGCUGUAAUAUAUCUUAGUCCAUAGGUUCUGGUAAGGGUUGCGUACAAUAGUCAGUAAAUUGGGCGUAGAGGAUAUAGUUACCAUACCCAGAGCAUGUGCUAGGAGACCCAUAGUAUAUGUCUUGUGUAUUUUCUUUGCAGUAAUUUCCUACACCUGUCACUAAUUGCAAAGAUUCUGCUGUUUUACACAAUUCCGGGAAGAAUACCUAGCAUAAAAUUCCUGAUAGGACCCCGCCCCACAUACAUACACGUGUGUGUGUUUAUAUAUAUGUUUUUAUCUACUCAUUAUUUCAUAUAUAUUUCCGUUGAACACUGCAUGCCACAAACGUGUAUCAAUGUGAAAUUCAAAUAAAUGGAUAUAAUCAGAUCU
Messenger RNA from Penaeus monodon (black tiger shrimp), 1681 nucleotides. RefSeq lists its product as uncharacterized. Lineage: Eukaryota; Metazoa; Arthropoda; Malacostraca; Decapoda; Penaeidae. The transcript is spliced from 2 exons. The record is from RefSeq and is a predicted model, not a curated record. The coding region runs from base 8 to 994 and encodes 328 amino acids.